GGGUGGGCCGGCGGGCGGGGACAGCGACCCACGCCAGUCGCUGCUGAAAUGUGAUGGACCGGGGAGGGGAGACUCAGACUUGUAUCAAACUCCGCUGGAGUCGAAGGCGAGAGGCUCGGAGAGGCUGCGCGGGAGCGUGAUUAGCAGCGAGGUCUGUCCGCCGCCCGAGCAAGCCAGGACUUCCCAUGCUCCCGCACCGAGAGUCCCAAGGACGAGGAGGACCCUCCUGACCGGCUGCUAACCCUGCUUGUCCCGCGCCUCCUCCCCCGCAACAUGCUCAGAGCUCCUGGGAUCCAGCAUUGCUGAUCUGUGGUGGUGGAGUGCUCCGCCGGGCCGGUGUGGAUCUAAUGACACUGUAACGAUAGCAGGAUCGGUGCUUGCCCACUGUAUUGGGGAGAACCUCGUUGCAGGAGGCCUGCUGGUGGCGUCGGACGGCUGCAGAGGUGCCCCCGCCCGGCCGGGAAGAUGGGAAGCAAGGCUCUGCCCGCCCCGAUCCCCCUGCACCCCUCGCUGCAGCUCACCAACUACUCCUUCCUGCAGGCCGUCAACACCUUCCCCGCCGCCGUGGACCACCUGCAGGGCCUGUACGGACUCAGCGCGGUGCAGACCAUGCACAUGAACCACUGGACCCUGGGCUACCCCAACGUGCACGAGAUCACCCGCUCCACGCUCACGGAGAUGGCGGCGGCCCAGGGCCUCGUGGACGCCCGCUUCCCCUUCCCCGCGCUGCCCUUCGCCGCGCACCUCUUCCACCCCAAGCAGGGCGCCAUCGCCCACGUCCUGCCCGCGCUGCACAAGGACAGGCCCCGCUUUGACUUUGCCAACCUGGCCGUGGCCGCCACGCAGGAGGACCCGCCCAAGAUGGGCGAGCUGGCCAAGCUGAGCCCGGGCCUGGGCGGCCCCCUGGCCGGCCUCAGCAAGCUGUCCCCGGACAGGAAGCCCUCGCGGGGCCGGCUCCCGUCCAAGACCAAGAAGGAGUUCAUCUGCAAGUUCUGCGGCCGGCACUUCACCAAGUCCUACAACCUGCUCAUCCACGAGCGCACGCACACGGACGAGCGGCCCUACACCUGCGACAUCUGCCACAAGGCCUUCCGGAGGCAGGACCACCUGCGGGACCACAGAUAUAUCCAUUCCAAAGAGAAACCUUUCAAAUGUCAGGAAUGCGGGAAGGGAUUUUGCCAGUCCCGAACUCUAGCCGUUCAUAAAACCUUGCACAUGCAGGAAUCUCCACACAAAUGCCCCACAUGUGGAAGAACCUUUAAUCAAAGAAGUAAUCUGAAAACUCACCUUCUUACCCAUACAGACAUCAAGCCCUACAACUGUGAGCAGUGCGGCAAAGUGUUCAGGCGAAACUGUGAUCUGCGGCGGCACAGUCUAACUCACACCCCGCGGCAGGACUUCUAGAGCCGCCUCGGACCUGCAACCUGCCUCUGCGGCUCCAAGUUGCUAAGUCUGCUCAAGGACUUUACUGUAGAAAGCUACACACACAGAGAGAGAGACACACACACACACGCACACACACACACACCGGCGCCCUGUAUGGCACGCUGCAGCAGAACUCCCCCCGAAGUGUGGACUGCAGGACCCGGUCCCAUGCCCUCCGCACCAAAGAGCAUAUGUUAGUCUCUUGUAGAUAUUCGCAGCUCAUUUUAGAGCUCUGUACAGAACUUGGUUGGUUGGUUUUUCAUACUGUCCUGUCGGAUGCGCAUUGAUAACGAAUCUGGGAGUCAAAAUAUCUUUGAAAAAAAGUGUAUUUCGAAAUAAAUCUCUUUUUUUUUGGUUUGGUUUUGUUUCCUCCAAA
Messenger RNA from Gavialis gangeticus (Gharial), 1801 nucleotides. It is a transcript of the gene OSR2, whose product is annotated as odd-skipped related transciption factor 2. NCBI's taxonomy places the organism in Eukaryota, Metazoa, Chordata, Crocodylia, Gavialidae. Gene Ontology annotation, molecular function: DNA-binding transcription factor activity, RNA polymerase II-specific; RNA polymerase II transcription regulatory region sequence-specific DNA binding. The coding region runs from base 466 to 1404 and encodes 312 amino acids. The record is from RefSeq and is a predicted model, not a curated record. Gene Ontology annotation, cellular component: nucleus. Gene Ontology annotation, biological process: embryo development; regulation of transcription by RNA polymerase II; urogenital system development. The transcript has 4 exons.